CUUUCUAUGUGUAAUGACCAUUGCUGGCCUGGUUAUCAGAAGAAAAAGAAGGAAGGGGUAAAGUUUUGCUGCUAUGAUUGUGCUCCAUGCCCUGAAGGGAAGAUUUCAAAGCAGACUGAUAUGGACAACUGUUUCACAUGCCCAGAAUAUCAAUAUCCAAACAAAAAUAAAAAUGAGUGCAUCCCUAAAGUUAUAACCUUCCUCUCAUAUGAAGAACCAAUAGGGGUCACGUUAGCCUCACUUGUGGUUUGUUUUUCUCUUACCACAGCCUUGAUACUACAAAUUUUUAUUAAGCACAGAGACACCCCCAUAGUGAAAGCCAACAACCGGGGACUCACCUACACUCUCCUCAUCUCCCUCCUGCUCUGCUUCCUCUCAUCUUUGCUUUUCCUUGGCCAGCCUGGGAAAGUGACCUGCCUUCUCCGACAAUCUGCUUUUGGCAUCAUCUUCUCCAUGGCGGUUUCUUGUGUGUUGGCCAAAACCACCAUAGUUUCUCUUGCAUUUAUGGCCACAAAGCCUAGAUCUAGGAUGCAGAAAUGGGUGGGGAAAAGACUAAUCUAUUCAAUUGUCCUUUCCUGCACCUCCAUUCAAGCGAGUAUUUGCACCUUGUGGCUGGCAACCUCUCCGCCAUUCCCAGAUUUAGAUAUGCAGUCAGUAACUGAAGAAAUCAUUGUUCAAUGUAAUGAAGGGUCUGCUGCCAUGUUUUAUUGUGUCCUUGGUUACUUAGGCCUUUUGGCCAUUGCCAGUUUCCUUGUGGCAUUCCUUGCCCGCAAGUUACCAGACAGUUUUAAUGAAGCCAAGUUCAUCACCUUCAGCAUGCUAGCAUUUUGCAGCGUAUGGCUCUCCUUUGUUCCAACCUACCUGAGCACCCGAGGAAAAUACAUGGUGGCUGUGGAGAUCUUCUCAAUAUUGGCUUCCAGUUCUGGGUUGCUGGGUUGCAUCUUUUCCCCUAAAUGCUACAUCAUUGUGAUGAGGCCUGAACUAAACAGCAGGGAAAAACUAAUAAGAAGAAAGUGUUAA
Lacerta agilis (Sand lizard) is the source of this 1020-nucleotide messenger RNA. Its product is annotated as vomeronasal type-2 receptor 26-like. Bases 7 to 1020 code for a protein of 337 amino acids. Gene Ontology annotation, molecular function: G protein-coupled receptor activity. The record is from RefSeq and is a predicted model, not a curated record. The transcript is spliced from 2 exons. Gene Ontology annotation, biological process: G protein-coupled receptor signaling pathway. Lineage: Eukaryota; Metazoa; Chordata; Lepidosauria; Squamata; Lacertidae. Gene Ontology annotation, cellular component: membrane.